Molecule: messenger RNA, 231 nt
Organism: Exophiala aquamarina CBS 119918
Lineage: Eukaryota; Fungi; Ascomycota; Eurotiomycetes; Chaetothyriales; Herpotrichiellaceae
Exons: 1
Source: RefSeq, a predicted model, not a curated record
CGAGAAUGCAAUGCACGUUGCUACUUUAUCAUCGGGGAUGUGAUCAGCUGCGGCCACGGUGAUACGGUUUUCUGCGGACAAGACGUUGAAGAUUCAUGUUUCUGCAGGGAGGACCUCCAGCCGGUAGUCACAACAUACAUCUCGGAGUGUGUAUAUUCGAGUUGCUCGAGCAAUUUCAACGACUUGACCAGUGCGGUGGAUGCCUAUACUCAAUACUGCAAGCGGACUGGC